This is a messenger RNA of Seriola aureovittata, 7938 nucleotides long. It is a transcript of the gene abca1b, whose product is annotated as ATP-binding cassette, sub-family A (ABC1), member 1B. Gene Ontology annotation, molecular function: ATP binding; ATP hydrolysis activity; ABC-type transporter activity. The transcript has 49 exons. Gene Ontology annotation, cellular component: intracellular membrane-bounded organelle; membrane. NCBI's taxonomy places the organism in Eukaryota, Metazoa, Chordata, Actinopteri, Carangiformes, Carangidae. Gene Ontology annotation, biological process: lipid transport; transmembrane transport. Bases 191 to 7081 code for a protein of 2296 amino acids. The record is from RefSeq and is a predicted model, not a curated record.
AUUGCUGACUGACUCCGUUGAGGUCUAGUCCAGCGGCUGCAGCUCGGUGCGGAGCAGAUGUUGCUGAGUGAAGGUGGAGGGGGAGGCUGAACCGCAGCACCGACACACGAGCGAGCAGCAGCCGACAAUCAUUCAGACUGAGCGACGGCAGAGCGACGGCAGAGCGACGGCAGAGCGACGGCAGAGCGACAUGUCCGUCCUAACACAGCUGGGUCUGCUGCUGUGGAAGAACUUCACCUACAGACGACGACAGACGCUUCAGCUGCUGGUGGAGAUCGUCUGGCCGCUCUUGAUCUUCUUCAUCCUCAUCGCCGUGCGGCUGAACUACCCUCCAUAUGAACAGCAUGAGUGUCAUUUUCCCAACAAGGCGAUGCCGUCGGCCGGCACGCUGCCCUGGAUUCAGGGAAUCCUCUGUAACGCCAACAACCCCUGCUUCAGGAACCCGACUCCGGGCGAGUCUCCGGGCGUCGUCGGCAACUUCAACGACUCCAUAAUCUCUCGUCUGUUUUCAGACGCCAAGAAGAUUCUCCUGUACAGUCAGAACGACAAGAACCUGGACGGGUUCAAGGAGCUGGCUCAGGCGCUGCAGGCGCUGCAGAGCAGUCAGUCAGGCUUCAAGUUGAGACAUUUCCUGAGAGACAAUGAGACUUUGUCUGAGUUCCUGCGGAGGAACGCCUCCUUCCCCGAACAUGGCGUCCAGCAGAUCAGAGAGGCCAACGUCGACCUGGAGAAGGUCCUCCUCAGAGGUUUUGGGGUCCACCUGAGGGACAUGUGUCCCAGGAAGGGGGGCCAGCGGAGUCUGCAUGACUUUGUGACGAUCUCGGACCCUCAGGUGUCGAUGCUGGUACAGGAAGUGAUCUGUCAGGCUCCGCCCACCUGGCUGAACCAGGCCGAGGACCACUUCCUGAACAACCUGGACUUCCUGAAACCCGUCAGGGGGGACGUGAAGACAGACCCUGAGGCCGUCAGACAGGUUGCCAGGGCAACCAACAACCUCCUGGACAGUCUGGGUUCACUGGCAGUCGAGUUGGCUGGUAUGAAGAGCUGGAUCGACCUGAGGAAUGAGAUCAUCUUCCUGACGCAGAACGCCACAUCGUCACCCAGCACCAUGUACCAGGCGGUCUCCAGGAUCGUGUGUGGUCACCCUGAGGGCGGCGGUCUGCAGAUCAAGUCCCUGAACUGGUACGAGGACAGCAACUACAAGGCUCUGUUCGGAAACCACAACAGCAGCGAGGACGAGCCCACGUCACUGUACGACAACUCCUCCACUCCGUACUGUAACAGCCUGGUGAAGAACAUGGACUCUAACCCAAUGUCCAGGAUGAUCUGGCAGGCUCUGAAGCCUCUGCUGAUGGGGAAGAUCCUGUACACCCCCCACAACCCCGCCACACAGAGGGUCAUCCACGAGGUGAACCGGACCUUCCAGGAGCUCGGUGUGUUCAGGGACCUGGGAGGAAUGUGGGAGGAGAUGAGACCCAAAGUCUGGAACUUCAUGGAAAACAGUCAGCAGAUGGACCUGAUCCGGACUCUGCUGAAGAACAAUGUCACUGCCACCUUCUUCCACGCCCAGCUGUCCGACACCGACUGGACCGUGGCCGACGUCUCCAACUUCCUGUCUAAGAAGGUGGACGACCCGCGGCUGCCGGGCAGCACCGUCACCUGGAGGGAGGUGUUCAAUGAGACUGACCAGGCCAUCAUGAGCAUCUCCCGCUUCAUGGAGUGUGUGAACCUGGACAAACUGGAGCCAGUCUCCAGUGAGGAGCGACUGGUCAACCAGUCCAUGGUGCUGCUGGAGGACAGGAAGUUCUGGGCGGGAAUUGUGUUCCCGGACAUCGCCCCCAACGCCACGGAGCUUCCAUCCAAACUCAACUACAAGAUCCGUAUGGACAUCGACAACGUAGAAAGGACCAAUAAGAUCAAAGACGCGUACUGGGACCCUGGUCCUCGUGCCGACCCCUUUGAGGACAUGCGGUACAUCUGGGGUGGAUUCUCAUACCUGCAGGACGUUAUUGAGCAAGGCAUCAUCAGAGCGGUCACCGGCACCAAGGAGAAGACAGGAGUCUACAUCCAGCAGAUGCCAUACCCCUGCUACGUAGACGACAUCUUCCUGCGGGUGAUGAGCCGCUCCAUGCCUCUCUUCAUGACUCUGGCCUGGAUGUACUCGGUGGCGAUCAUCCUGAAGAGCGUGGUGUAUGAGAAAGAGGCGCGGCUGAAGGAGACCAUGAGGAUCAUGGGACUAGAUAACGGGAUCCUGUGGUUCAGCUGGUUCAUCAGCAGCCUGAUUCCUCUGCUGAUCAGUGCUGGUCUAUUGGUGCUGCUGCUCAAGAAGGGGAACCUGCUGCCCUACAGUGACCCUGGUGUGGUCUUCCUCUUCCUGGGAUCCUUUGCCGUGGUGACCAUCAUGCAAUGCUUCCUCAUCAGCACGGCAUUUGCCCGAGCUAACCUAGCGGCGGCCUGCGGAGGGAUCAUUUACUUCACCCUCUACCUCCCCUACGUGCUCUGCGUCGCCUGGCAGGACUACAUCGGCUUCGGAGCCAAAGUGUUCGCCAGCCUCCUUUCUCCGGUGGCGUUCGGGUUCGGCUGUGAGUACUUCGCUCUGUUCGAGGAGCAGGGAGUGGGAAUCCAGUGGAAGAACCUAGUGUCGAGUCCUCUGGAGGAGGAUGACUUCAGCCUCCGCACCGCCAUCAUCCUCAUGUACUUCGACUCCUUCCUGUAUGGAGUCCUCACCUGGUACAUAGAGGCCGUGUUUCCAGGUCAGUACGGGAUCCCUCGCCCCUGGUACUUCCCCUUCACCAAGUCCUACUGGUUCGGAGAAAAGGACGGAAAGUCCAACAAAGUCCCUCUGACCCGGAGAGGAAACUCAGGAGCUGUAUGUAUGGAGGAGGAGCCGGCUCACCUGGAGCCCGGCGUCUACAUCGAGAACCUGGUGAAAGUUUACCGUCACGGUAAGAAACUGGCAGUGGACGGACUGACGCUUGGCUUCUAUGAGGGACAGAUCACCUCCUUCCUGGGACACAACGGAGCUGGGAAAACAACCACCAUGUCCAUCCUGACUGGUCUGUUCCCUCCCACCUCUGGCACCGCCUACAUCCUGGGCAGAGACAUCCGGACGGAGCUGAGCACCAUCAGACAGAGUCUGGGAGUCUGUCCACAGCACAACGUGCUCUUCAGCAUGCUGACGGUGGAGGAGCACAUCUGGUUCUACGCUCGGCUCAAAGGCCUGUCGGAGGAGCAGGUGAAAGGUGAGAUCGAGCAGAUCCUGCAGGACACCGGGCUGCCGCACAAACGCACGUCCAGGACCAGCACUCUGUCUGGGGGCAUGCAGAGGAAACUGUCUGUGGCUCUGGCUUUUGUUGGCGGGUCAAAGGUCGUGAUCCUGGACGAGCCCACGGCUGGCGUCGACCCUUACGCCCGCAGAGGGAUCUGGGACCUCCUACUGAAUUAUCGACAGGGUCGGACCAUCAUCCUGUCCACUCACCACAUGGACGAGGCGGACAUCCUGGGGGACCGGAUCGCCAUCAUCUCUCAUGGGAAGCUGUGCUGUGUGGGCUCGUCGCUGUACCUGAAGAACCAGCUGGGGACGGGCUAUUACCUGACGCUGGUGAAGAAAGAACCAGAACCAUCACUGAGCUCCUGCAGGAACUCGUCCAGCACCGUGUCCUUCACCAAGAAGGAGGAGGAGUGCGCCUCGGUCAGCAGCAGUGACGCAGGACUUGGCAGUGAACAUGAAAGUGAGGCUGCUACCAUCGAGAACGGCCCCGCAGCGUCCAUCUCUGACAUCCCCUUUGUGCCCCCGGACGUGUCUCUGGUCUCAAGUCUGAUCCUGCGUCACGUCCCCGCCGCCCGCAUGGUGGAGGACCUGGGACACGAGCUGACCUACGUCCUGCCAUACCGCGCCGCUAAGGAUGGAGCCUUUGUGGAGCUGUUCAAAGAUCUGGACGUGAAGCUGCCCGACCUUGGCAUCUCCAGCUACGGAGUGUCAGACACCACACUCGAGGAGAUUUUCCUGAAAGUGGCCGAAGAUAACGGAGUCGACACUGAAGUGCCCUCAGAUGGUACACUUCCUGUUCGGAGGCGGAGGAGGACUCAUGCUUUCGGUGGAGGAGACCAUCAGAGCUGCCUGAGACCUUUAACUGAGGACGACAACAACGACUGCAACGAGUCUGACGGAGACCCAGAGUGCAGGGAGACGGACUGGUUGAACUGUACUGAUGGUAAAGGCUCGUACCAGGUCGGCGGCUGGAGUCUGAAGAAGCAGCAGUUUGUGGCUCUGAUGUGGAAGCGGUUUCUAAACGCCAGGCGCUCCAGGAAAGGUUUCUUCGCUCAGAUUGUUCUUCCUGCUGUGUUCGUCUGCAUCGCUCUGGUCUUCAGUCUCAUCGUCCCCCCGUUUGGAAAAUACCCCAGUCUGGAGCUGCAGCCCUGGAUGUACGAGGACCAGGUGACAUUCAUCAGCGACGAUGCUCCCGGAGACGCCAAUAUGCAGAAGUUAUUAGACGCUUUGAUGGAUGCUCCAGGCUUCGGGACUCGCUGCAUGGAUGGACAUCCCAUCCCAGAGGCUCCCUGUACCAUGGGGGACGAGGACUGGCAUAUUCCUGAUGUCCCUGAAAGCGUCCAGCAGCUGUUCAGCUCCAGAAACUGGACCAUGGAGGAUCCGUCCCCGCCAUGUUUCUGCAGCUGUGACGGCAAGAAGAAGAUGCUGCCAGACUGUCCUGCUGGAGCCGGGGGUCUGCCCCCCCCUGAGAUGAACCUGAGCGCCACCGACACUCUGCAGAACCUUACGGGAAGAAACAUCUCCGACUACCUGGUGAAAACCUACGCUCAGAUCAUUGGCAAGAGUUUGAAGAACAAAGUCUGGGUGAAUGAGUUCAGGUACGGAGGCUUCUCAUUGGGCGCCAGGAGCACUCAGGUCCUCCCACCAGCCAAUGAGAUUGAUGACGCCAUCGAGAGAGUCCGAAAGAUCUUUGAGUUACAGAAGGGAGCUGCUGCAGAUCGAUUCCUGGACAGUCUGUCAGGUUUCAUUAACGGUCUGGACACGAAGAACAACGUCAAGAUCUGGUUUAAUAAUAAAGGCUGGCACAGUAUCGGAGCGUUCAUCAAUGUGAUGAACAACGGCAUCCUGAGAGCAAACCUGCCUGACGACAAGGACCCCAGAGAGUACGGCAUCAGUGCCUUCAACCAUCCUCUGAACCUGACCAAGGAGCAGCUGUCCCAGGUCGCACUGGUGACGACCUCUGUGGACGUCCUGGUGUCCAUAUGUGUGAUCUUUGCCAUGUCCUUCGUCCCUGCGAGCUUUGUGGUCUUCCUCAUCCAGGAGAGAGUCAGUAAAGCCAAACACAUGCAGUUCAUCAGCGGAGUGCAGCCGCUGCUCUACUGGGUCGCCAACUUCAUCUGGGACAUGUGUAACUAUGUCGUACCAGCAACACUGGUCGUCCUCAUCUUCAUCUGUUUCCAACAAAAAGCCUACGUCUCCUCCACCAACCUGCCGGUCCUCGCCCUGCUGCUGCUGCUCUACGGCUGGUCCAUCACACCUCUCAUGUACCCAGCCUCCUUCUUCUUUAAGAUCCCCAGCACGGCGUACGUCGUCCUCACCAGCGUCAACAUCCUCAUCGGCAUCAACGGCAGCAUCUCCACUUUCGUCAUGGAGCUGUUUGGAAACAAUGAAAUCGGAGGAAUCAACGACAUCCUGAAGAACGUCCUCCUCAUCUUCCCUCACUUCUGUCUCGGGCGAGGACUCAUCGACAUGGUGAAGAACCAGGCGAUGGCCGACGCCCUGGAGAGAUUCGGUGAGAACAGGUUCCGCUCUCCUCUGGAGUGGGACAUGGUGGGAAAGAACCUGUUCGCGAUGGCUGUGGAGGGAGUAGUGUUCUUCAUCAUCACUGUCCUCAUCCAGUACAGAUUCUGCAUCAAACCCAGGGCCGUCAGUAAACUCACAAAACUGGGAGCACUGGGCGAGGAGGACGAGGACGUGGCCAGAGAGAGACAGAGAAUCGUCAACGGCCUCGGACACGGAGACAUCCUGGAGCUCCGACAGCUCACCAAGGUGUUCAAGAGGAAACAGAAACCUGCUGUGGAUCGACUGUGUGUCGGGAUUCCACCUGGAGAGUGUUUUGGACUCCUCGGGGUGAACGGAGCUGGGAAGACGACGACCUUUAAGAUGCUGACAGGAGACACGGUGGUGACGAGCGGAGAGGCGUUCCUGGCCGGGAAGAGCAUCCUGAGGGAGAUCGAUCAAGUCCAUCAGAACAUGGGCUACUGUCCUCAGUUUGACGCCAUCAACGAGCUGCUGACAGGAAGAGAACACCUGGAGCUGUACGCCGUCCUCCGAGGAAUCCCAGAGAAGGAAGUCUGUGACGUGGCGGAGUGGGGAAUCAGGAAGUUGGGUCUGGUGAAGUACGCUGAUAAAGCAGCAGGAAGUUACAGCGGCGGGAACAUGAGGAAACUGUCGACGGCCAUGGCGCUGAUUGGAGCUCCGCCCGUCGUCUUCCUGGACGAGCCCACCACUGGCAUGGACCCCAAGGCUCGCCGGGCGCUCUGGAACUGCAUCCACAGCGUCAUCAAGGAGGGACGCUCCAUCGUCCUCACCUCACACAGCAUGGAGGAGUGUGAGGCUCUGUGCACCAGGAUGGCCAUCAUGGUGAACGGCAGGUUCAGAUGUCUCGGCAGCGUCCAACACCUGAAAAACAGGUUCGGGGACGGCUACACCAUCAUCCUGCGGGUGGCGGGGCCCGACCCCGACCUGCUGCCUGUCAUGAAGUUCAUAGAGAGCGAGCUGAGCGGCAGCACACUGAAGGAGAAACACAGGAACAUGCUGCAGUACCAACUCCCAUCAUCCCUCACUUCACUCACCCACAUCUUCUCCAUCCUGGCCAAAAAUAAAGAGACGCUGAGGAUCGAGGACUACUCCGUCACCCAGACCACUCUAGACCAGGUGUUUGUGAACUUUGCAAAGGACCAGAGCGACGAGUAUCAUUCCAAAGACACCUCUGUGAGACGGAAAGACGUCUCCAUCAACAUCCCCACGCUGAGCUCCAGCCCAGGAGCCGAGGAGGGGGGAGAGGCGCUGAGGGAAAGCGUCAUGUGACCCCGCCAUCAUGUGACCCCGCCAUGACGUGGCCGUGUGACGUCAGGAGGCUGUAGCUCCGGCCUGAACUCGACCCUGCAGCAAAGAGGACACCCCCCAGCCCCACCCCCCACCCCCUCACCUGUUGUGAUUUGUAGUGGGCGGAGUCACCUGCUGCCUCAUGCCAGUCAAUGCAAAUGAUUUCUUGUGGAGGUGCUGCGCUGCUCGCCGGCUGCCAACCACGCUGAAUGUUAAAUAGCUGGCGCUCGUGGCGGCGCUCAGCUGAUUUCUUCUUUGUGUGAUUGAAGCGGUGCCUCUAAUGAACUCGUCAGGGUCUGUGUUGUUCUGAACUAACGAUGAAGAAUCCGAAUCAUUUCAAACGGCCGAGGGCUCGACUGCAACAAUCACCUUUUUAAAAACACCUUUGAUUCCGUUUUUACCCUCAAACCUUUAUUUAUAUGUGUAGCUGAAACAGUUUGUUGUUUUAUUGUGGCGGAGCCCGAGUGGCCUUCCUGUAGAGUCUAACAGCCAAUCAGAGUGUUCAACACAGAGAGGAGGAGGUGAUUGAUUUUAUAGUUUUUGUAAAAAAAGUAGCAGAUUUGAUCAUGUGGGUGUGAAACAGUCAAAUACCUCAUCAGCUCCUCACAGCACACUACAGUAUUGAACAGCCGAUCGAUUAUUGAUUAUUGAUUCUCCUUCCUGUUUGAAGCUGGAGCUAGUUCUGAGUUCCACCAGCAGGAGGCGACAGUGAACAGCUGAUCAGGGCAAACCAGCUUCAGCACUUUGUGUUUGCACUGAUGAUGAAAUUGUUGUUAUUGAUCAGAGGAGAAGAAGAACUGUUACUGACCCUGAACAACAUUAAAGUGAAACAAAUCAAC